AAAUUGGUCUGACAUCCGGUAAAAAAAAAAAAAAAAUAGAAAAAUUGGUCUGCCCUCCCAUGUGCCUCCCGAUCCAGCGAUACAGGGCUCUUCCGAAUUCCCAUCGUCCGCGUCCAAACCGAUUCCCAAUCCCUGUUGCAGUUCUGCAAUCUCCAGCUGCCGUAGCCGUACUACCAGCCUGAGCCGUCCGGCCUCAUCUGAAGCCUCCUGCCAUCCCUUCCGCCGCGUGCCCUAAGCAGUUCAGCAUCUCCAGCGCCUUUCGCCUCCUUCGAUUCAGACUGAACUUGCAUUUAUCUCUUACUUUGUCUCAGAAUAGGUCGGUGGUACAAUGAGCCGACCAACUACACGCAGCAAAAAUAAAAGACACAGACCAGAUAAUGUUAAUAUUACUUCCGAAAUUUUGAGGAAAAUUCAUGCUACUGGUGAAAUUUCCAAUGACGAUGUAAAUCAGUUGUACAUGGUUCAGAAGCCAGUUUGUCAAGGCUGCCGUGUGAACACUAAAGAUAAUCCCAACUGCUUUUGUGGAUUGAUUCCACCACCUAACGGGAGUCGGAAAUCUGGCUUAUGGCAGAAAUUGUCGGAUAUCAUUCAAGCCCUUGGUCCAGACCCAUGCAAAGAUCUUCGUGCUUCUGCUGAUUCACCUGCUGGACUCACAAAUCUGGGAGCAACAUGUUAUGCCAAUAGCAUACUACAAUAUCUUUACAUGAAUACAUCUUUCCGAGAAGGUGUUUUCUCUGUCGAACCAGAAGUACUGAAGCAACAUCCUGUUUUGGAUCAGCUUGCUCGGCUUUUUGCACAGUUGCAUUCUAGUAAGAUGGCUUUUAUCGACUCAGCUCCAUUUAUAAAGACACUGGAGUUAGAUAAUGGAGUUCAGCAGGAUAGCCAUGAGUUCUUGACCUUACUUCUUUCCUUGCUUGAGCGUUGUCUAAACCAUUCUAAUGUUCUUAAAGCAAGAACUAUUGUUCAAGAUCUCUUCCGUGGAAGCGUGUCACAUGUAACAACGUGCUCUAAAUGUGGAAGAGAUUCUGAAGCAUCUUCAAAGAUGGAGGACUUCUAUGAACUGGAGUUGAAUGUAAAAGGGUUGAAAAGCUUAGAUGAGAGUUUGGAUGAUUACCUUAGUGUGGAAGAGCUUCAUGGCGAGAAUCAAUAUUUUUGUGAGCUGUGUAAGGCCCGAGUUGAUGCUAUUCGCAGCAUCAAAUUAAGAACUCUGCCUGAGGUCCUGAAUUUUCAGCUCAAGCGUUGUGUUUUCCUUCCAAAGACCACAACAAAGAAGAAAAUCACAUCAGCAUUUUGUUUCCCUGGAGUAUUGGAUAUGCAGCAGAGGCUGUCUGAACCUUCUCAGUUGGAUUGGGUAUAUGACUUGUCAGCUGUAUUGAUUCAUAAGGGAACUGCUGUAAACAGUGGCCAUUACAUUGCUCAUAUUAAGGAUGAAAAUACUGGGCAGUGGUGGGAAUUUGAUGAUGAGCAUGUCUCAAACUUAGGAUUUCAUCCCUUUGGAGAAGGCUCUUCAAGUUCUACAUCUAAAGUUGUUCACAGUGAGCCACCAGCUAACAUGGAAGAAAAACAUGCUCUUGCCAAUGGAAAUCAUGUAGAUUCUGUUCAGCUACAUUCUUUGAAAUCUAGUACCGACAGCCAUGUAGAGGUGUUCUCAUCCUGUGAUGCAUAUAUGCUGAUGUAUAAUCUUAGGCGUACUAAGAAGGUAAAUGAGAAAAUACAUGUGGUUUUUGGUGCCAGCAAAAAUGAAAUAGAAGGUUGUGAGAGUUCUUCACAUGAUACUUCUCUUCCAUCUCACCUUUUUGAAGAAAUAAACAAAUUGAAUGCAUCAUAUCUUGAAGCUUGUGAACAGUACAAGCUGAAGAAGGACAGUGAGAUGAACCAUAUCACCGAAAGGAGACAAGAAGUGCGAUCAGUUCUUUCUGAAGCUCCUGUCCAGUCAUUUGAAGAACCAACUUAUUGGGUUUCCAUGGACUGGCUUCGCCAAUGGGCGGAUAACCUUACUCCACCCAGUAUAUUGGAUAAUACCCCUAUCCAAUGCUCGCAUGGAAAAGUCCCAGUGUCAAAAGUUGGCUCCAUGAAACGGAUGUCUGCUGCAGCUUGGACCAAAUUGUUCUCUAAGUAUGAAGGAGGGCCACCACUGACAAAUAAUGACUACUGCAUGGCCUGCCUUAUUGAUGGUGCACAAUCUGUCGUCUUUGCUGAUAGCUAUAGGGAUCGGAGGACAUUAAUGAGGGAUCUGGCAAGUGACGUACUUGCAGGGAAGCGUCUAGAUGGAACAUACUAUGUAUCUAAGACAUGGUUACAGCAAUGGGUGAGAAGAAAGAACCUCGAUGCUCCAAGUGAGGCUGAUGCAGGGCCAACACUUUCAAUUAGGUGUACACAUGGGCAGCUUCUGCCUGAGCAAGCCCCGGGUGCCAAGCGAUUGCUGAUUCCAGAGGAACUCUGGCUGUUCAUUUAUGAGGAUGCCAUUGCAGUAAAACCUGAUGAUCCCUUGGGUUGUACAACUUUUCCUUCAGAUUCUGAGCAGUGCCCUCAAUGCUGUGAUGAGCUUUCUGAAGUUGCUUGCUUGGAAGAUUCUCUAAGAGCAGUGAAACUUAAACAACGUCAGAAUCAUGAGAAAUUGGCUAUGGGAAAAAGUAUUCCCCUUUCUUUACAAUGCUCUUAUUACUUGGUCCCCUCUUCAUGGCUUACAAAGUGGAGGAACUAUGUAACUGCUAGUGGCAAGAAUGUUUCCUCAUCUGUGGAACCUGAUACUCUUGAUUUUGUCAUUGAUUCAUUAAAAUGCGAAAAGCAUUCACGGCUCCUAGAGAGGCCUCCUGACCUGAUGUCCAAACGUGGAAUACUUUUCCAAAAGGGCUCUAUGACAGAUGGCUUAACAAUUAUUACUGAGAAUGACUGGAACAACUUCUGUGAAGAGUGGGGUGGUAAUAAGGACAAGGGCAUAUCUGCAAUUAUCGAGCCUGAUAAUGUUGCACAAAGUAAUUUAGCUGGCUCCUGUGAAGAGACAAUUACUGAGGAGCAUCAGAAUCCUCAAGAUGAAGUAAAUAAGGAGACUGAGACCAGACAGCCAAUAAUUAGGACUUGUCCGGAGAUCUGCGAGGACUGCAUAGGUGAACGAGAAAGUUGUAAGUUGAUGCAGAAACUUAACUACUCUGAUGGUGACAUAUAUGUAUCCCUUGUACGUGGUAAGGAAGCUCCACGAUCAAUUCUGGAAGCAUCUGAGACAGCUACUGAGCCUGAUCGACGGGCCUCCAAACGCUCUCGAAAGACCAGUUAUGGCAACUCAGUAAAUUUAAAGGUUUCCGGUUCUACGUCUAUAUACCAGCUAAAAAUGAUGAUAUGGGAAUCACUUGGGGUAGUUAAGGAGAACCAGAUACUACACAAAGGUUCUAGGAUACUUGAUCAGGAAUGUGCUACUCUUGCAGACUUGAAUAUAUUCCCUGGAGACAAGCUUUGGGUUCAAGAUUCUGAAAUCCAUGAGCAUAGAGAUAUUGCUGAUGAGCUUGCUGAGCAGAAGAUGACUUCACAGCAUGCUGAGGAAGGUUUUCGUGGAACACUUUUGACUUCAAAUAUUUCCUAACCAGUCAUUUAAGAUGUAUGCUGAAAGUACUUGUCUUCAUGUCCCAUCACCUUUUUGUACAUAUAUAUGGGGAGAGAAAACAGCUUGAAUAUUUGACCUGCCUAUCGGAGAACCAGCAGUUGAGCUCGGUGUUUUUGGCUUUUUGUAUUAUGAAAGCGUGGUCCAAUACUACUUGUAAAGCUCCCAAAAUAUUUUGUAACAUUUAUACUUACAGAGGUACAGAUGUAUUGCCUCAUUCCCUACUUUUGCCUAACACUUGGAAAGGAAAUGAAACGUGUUUAGCUGGUUUCAUGCUAGCCAAUUGUUGUGAAAA
Messenger RNA from Manihot esculenta (cassava), 3890 nucleotides. Its product is annotated as ubiquitin carboxyl-terminal hydrolase 26. The coding region runs from base 329 to 3577 and encodes 1082 amino acids. Lineage: Eukaryota; Viridiplantae; Streptophyta; Magnoliopsida; Malpighiales; Euphorbiaceae. Gene Ontology annotation, biological process: protein deubiquitination. Gene Ontology annotation, molecular function: protein binding; cysteine-type endopeptidase activity; cysteine-type deubiquitinase activity. Gene Ontology annotation, cellular component: nucleus; cytosol. The record is from RefSeq and is a predicted model, not a curated record. The transcript is spliced from 15 exons.